AAAGUUAGGAAAGAAACAAGUCACCAACCUUCUUAACUGCAGUCCUACACUGACCACAGAAUUAACUUCUAGCAUUAAUACGGACAUUGCUCUCUUCUUUCUCUUCUUCAUUAAAAAUGCUCUCUCUCUCUCAACUAUACUGCAAUUAGAUACACUCUCACCAUGAAAUCCCUUCAAGUGGCUCAACCACAACAAGACUCAAGUGAUAAGGUUUCUGACAAAACCAUUGUCAUUCCCAACAAACUCACGGCACUAGCUGAUAGCUUCAAAGGAGAACACUCAUGGUUCAUUGCUCCUCAAAUCCCAACAGACUUUUCAAUUCAAGUCCAGGAAACCACUUAUAAUGUUCACAAGUACCCCUUGAUAUCGAAGUGCGGCUACAUAGGACGAUUGGAGAUUCAGCCUUUCAUCUCAAAUUCUGGGAAUGCUCUGAAGCUUGAAAACUUCCCAGGUGGGUCUGAAACAUUUGAAACAGUUCUAAAGUUCUGUUAUGGCCUCCCAGUAGACUUCAGCCCAGAUAACAUAGCUGCACUAAGAUGUGCAUCAGAGUUCCUAGAGAUGACCGAAGAACUAGAAGAUGGAAAUCUAAUUUCCAAGACUGAAGCUUUCCUCACCUUUGUUGUGCUUUCUUCAUGGAAAGACACUAUCACUGUUCUGAAAUCUUGUGAAAACCUAUCUCCAUGGGCUGAAAACCUCCAAAUUGUAAGAAGAUGUUGCGACUCCAUUGCGUGGAAGGCUUCUAAAGAUGAUCACACAAGUGAGGAUGCAGCGCCAAAUCAAGAAAGCUGGUGGUUCAAUGAUGUGGCCACCUUCCGCAUUGAUCAUUUUAUGAGGAUCAUUUCUGCAAUAAGGGCAAAAGGAACCAGAGCAGAGAUCAUCGGUAAGUGUAUCAUAGAAUAUGCCAAGAAAUGGCUGCCAGGAAUGGAUGUGGAGAUAGAAGGGCUAAGAGGAUAUGGGCAUGAAAAGUAUAACCUACAGUUCAGUAUUUUUAGUGGGAAGAAGAAAGAGAGCAGUGGGCACAGCAAGGAGCAAAAGACAAUUAUUGAAACCCUGAUAAGCAUUAUUCCUCCUCAGCCAGAUGCAGUCUCAUGUAAGUUCAUGUUGCAGUUGCUAAAGAUGGCCAUGAUGUAUUCUGUCUCACCAGCUCUCACAACAGAACUUGAAAAGAGAGUGAGUAUGGUGUUGGAAGACGCUGAGGUGAAUGAUCUUCUGAUUCCAAGAUAUCAAAAUGGAGAUCAGGGUAAAACAGUCAUUAGCAUGACUAAUUCAUCUGAAGAAUGCACCAUGCUAGACAUAGACGUGGUUCAACGAAUUGUUGAAUACUUCUUGAUGCAUGAACAACAGCAGAUGCAACAGCAACAGAAUACGAGGAAAUUCAAUAUUAGUAGGCUCUUUGACAAUUACCUAGCUGAGAUUGCAAGAGAUCCAAAUCUUUCAAUCACUAAAUUCCAAGUAUUUGCUGAAUUGCUACCCGAAAAUUCUCGAUCAUAUGACGACGGUCUGUAUAGAGCCAUUGACACCUACCUCAAGACCCAUCCUUCACUAAGCGAGCAUGAUCGUAAAAGACUAUGCAAAAUCAUGAACUGUGAAAAACUCUCACUUGAUGCAUGCCUUCAUGCCGCACAAAAUGAGAGAUUGCCCCUAAGAACAGUUGUCCAGGUUCUGUUUUCAGAGCAAGUUAAAAUGAGGACAGCAAUGCAGGAGAAGGAGCCAGCACAAAGCGGAAUCCAAUCUGAACAAGAAGGAAACCAGACAUCUGCAUCUAUGGACAUUAAGGCACUCAAAGCAGAACUUGAGAAUGUAAAGACCAAAAUGGUAGAUCUGCAGAAUGACUAUUUUGAAUUGCAACAGGAGUAUGAAAAGUUAAGCAACAAGCCAAAGAAUUCAUCAGGCUGGAUUUUACAUUGGCGGAAGAUUAAGAACUCCUUACAUACAAAACCAGCAGGAAUUGAAAUUGGAGACAGACAGGACACACCCAAGUCACCAAACACCGUUCUACGUAUACUAAACCCUAGAAGAAGGCUCUCCAUGUCUUAAAGUGUUACCUGCUUCAAGUUUCAACAUAAAAAGUACUGUAGUAAAAACACCUAGCAAGCCAUUCUUUAUAUGAAGCACAUGGUCUAAAUUUUGUAUCUUAAGAUAUUGUUAGUCAUAGGCUUUAGCUUCCAUAUACAGACUAAGACUCCCAAAUGCAGCAAUACAAGUACACAAGUUUACACAUCUAAGAACAAAACAGAAAAAUAGCUACAAUACUGAUACAAGCUCAUGGACCCUAACAACUUACAGUUGAUAGAACAUCGACCUUUUAAGUUCAGCAAAGAACCAUAAAAAAUGUUGAUGAAGGGAAGACACAAUGCUCUAGCAUAGCCAAAACAAAAAAUGUAACUUGAAUGGAAACAACAUUUGUAAUUUAGGAGGAUGUUUGCUUAUACUGGUUUAGUGAUUAAUAAGUCCCUUAUAACAACUGAGUGCUCAAUGAUUUCUUAAAUAAAGAUUCUUGGAAUCAUGGUCAUACGGUUCAA
Vigna umbellata (rice bean) is the source of this 2522-nucleotide messenger RNA. RefSeq names its product BTB/POZ domain-containing protein DOT3. NCBI's taxonomy places the organism in Eukaryota, Viridiplantae, Streptophyta, Magnoliopsida, Fabales, Fabaceae. Gene Ontology annotation, molecular function: protein binding. The record is from RefSeq and is a predicted model, not a curated record.